This is a messenger RNA of Drosophila hydei, 1728 nucleotides long. Its product is annotated as zinc finger HIT domain-containing protein 2. The transcript has 3 exons. Lineage: Eukaryota; Metazoa; Arthropoda; Insecta; Diptera; Drosophilidae. The record is from RefSeq and is a predicted model, not a curated record. The coding region runs from base 478 to 1659 and encodes 393 amino acids.
GUUUUGCUACUAUACAAAAACAUUGACAAAAGUCCUCAAAAAUGUUCUGGAAUUAUAAUUUAGUCACAAAAUUUUUGUAAAACGAAAUAAUCAUACUUUAUAUAUGUAUAUAGCUAUGUAAAUAUGUGUGUAUGUAUUUAUAUGUGUAGCACAGAUCGCUUGGGCGCUCAAGCAUUGAUAAGAUUAUAAAGAAUAUACAUAGAGUGCAAAAUGGAUGAACGCGUAUUUAAGAAACUUUCGCUGCGCAAUAUAUGGAAAAUGGAGGCGUGUGCUGCGUGACUCAGAUAAUAGAAAAAAAUCAGUUUCAAUGAAAACAAGGGAAUUACAUAAUAAUCUGGAGCAAUGUUGAUAACACAGAAUAGGUUAAUAAUUGUCUUUCAAAUUAUGGGCGACAGCAUUUCGCAUAGUCUGGCAUCACAAAAUAACAUAUGGUUAACGGCUGGAUUGUUUUGAUAGCAAGACGCGAAGUUCGACACGAUGUCUGAAACUGCGGAAAAAUGUCACUUUUGCCACGACGCACCCUUCAAAUACACUUGCCCCAAGUGUAAUGCGAUCUACUGUAGCGUCGCUUGCUACAAAUCAACGGCGCAUCUGAAGUGCUCCGAAGAAUUUUUUAAAGCGUGCAUCCAGGACGAGUUGGCAAGUGCAACAACAUCGCCUGAAAGUCAGCAAGAUAUGCGUAAAAUAUACGACAUCCUGAAACGAAUGCGCGAGUCAGAUGCCGGCUUUAAACCCAAAGAUUUUGAUGCAGAUGGCUUGGACAAUCCCUUGGACUCAGAUGACGAAGACACGGAACCACAACAAAGUGAAGAUGAGGUUGAGGGAGACACGGGUGGCAUAGAAGACUCUUAUGAUGAGGAGAUGGAUGAGGUUGUAGACAUGGCUGCUCGUCUGAAGGGUAUCGAUAUAAACGAUGCGGACGAGGUUUGGAGUCGAUUAACAACUGAGGAACAACAGGAAUUCCAGAAACUAAUUGCAAGUGGAGAUAUAAUGAAACUCAUGCCCGAUUACAAGCCAUGGUGGUGCAAGCCUAAGAACUCCAAAAUUGUUAUCCUGCCUUCAGCAACAGAUACUGAAGUUGCCAUACCGGAAAUACAGAAGAACAUACCCAUUUUCACAAAAUUGUGCACAAAGACGCCUUCACCCUGCCUGCACUACAAUCUCUGGAACAUAUUGAGCGCCUAUGCGUGUGUGGCCCGAUUCUUCGGCGGCGAGCACCGUACCAAUGCCAGCGAAGCUGUUGCGCAUUUGGUGAAUCUCAGUGCAACGUUAAAGUAUGGUACCAACUUUGAGGACGCUGAGGAUGCCAUUAUAUCCGUGCAAAUGGAGGCAUGUACCACAGGCAAUGGACCAGCUGGUGCAGCAGCAGUCGGCACCGCAAGCGCAGGCACAAAUUUUCUCGUGGAGAGUCGCGAACAAUUGCAAGAGGAUGCACGUCAACUUAUGUCCACGAUGCAACACAAAUUGGCAGCAUUGAGCGAUAUCCUCCAGCUGCUGCAGCAUAGCAAAGCGCUAAGCAAGCGAAAACAUUCAGAGGAGGCUGAAUUCCAAAAGCUUUUUGCUUUAGCGAGCGGAAGUGUUGAACUGAAUCGAACCAAGCUCUCGCAAUUGAUUAAGAAAAUUGAGUUUAUGCUGUCGUAUGUUUCUAGAGAGCUAUAAGAAAUAUGUCAAAUAAAAAAUCUAGUUUUAACACAGUUUUUAAGCUUUAGCAGUAAUUAAAUUUUUUUU